AUGAGUGAAAAAUCUCUAUCAGAAGAAUUGAAUGAAAUCAUGAAUAAGGGUGCAAAUGCAAAAUGUGCUGAUUGUGGGGCUCCUAAACCAAACUGGGCAUCUGUUAAUUUAGGAGUUUUUAUUUGUAUAAAGUGUAGUGCUGUUCAUAGAUCUUUUGGUACUAAUAUUUCUCAAGUUAGAUCAUUGAAAUUAGAUUCAUUAACAGAAAACCAAGCAAAAACACUUAUAAAUAUUGGAAACGAACGUGCAAAUUCUUAUUAUGAAAAUUCAUUACCACAUAACUUCCAAAAACCAUCAUGGUUGAAGCAUGAAGAUGUUGCUUCUUUCAUUCGUGAUAAAUACGUUAAUAAAAAAUGGGCUCCUCCAAUGACCAUCAAAGAAUUCUUAAAUCCAAAGAAAGAAACUGAACAGCAGAUAGAAAAACAUGACGAGACAUCACUUCCUACCUUUGAUCUACUUGGUUUGGCAUAA
This is a messenger RNA of Trichomonas vaginalis G3, 471 nucleotides long. RefSeq names its product GTPase activator protein. The transcript has a single exon. NCBI's taxonomy places the organism in Eukaryota, Parabasalia, Trichomonadida, Trichomonadidae. Gene Ontology annotation, molecular function: GTPase activator activity. The record is from RefSeq and is a predicted model, not a curated record. The coding region runs from base 1 to 471 and encodes 156 amino acids.